This is a messenger RNA of Akanthomyces muscarius, 252 nucleotides long. RefSeq lists its product as uncharacterized. The record is from RefSeq and is a predicted model, not a curated record. Bases 1 to 252 code for a protein of 83 amino acids. Gene Ontology annotation, cellular component: U2-type prespliceosome; P granule; U2 snRNP. Lineage: Eukaryota; Fungi; Ascomycota; Sordariomycetes; Hypocreales; Cordycipitaceae. The transcript is spliced from 4 exons. Gene Ontology annotation, molecular function: RNA binding. Gene Ontology annotation, biological process: mRNA splicing, via spliceosome; spliceosomal snRNP assembly.
AUGGCGCCCGCACAGCCUGAGCUCAAGAAGUACCUCGAUAAGCGCCUGUUUGUCCAACUGAAUGGCAGUCGCAAGGUCAUUGGUGUCCUGCGCGGAUACGAUGUCUUCCUGAACGUUGUUUUGGACGAUGCGGUCGAAGAGAAGGACGGCGGUGAAAAGAUCAGACUUGGCAUGGUGGUCAUCCGUGGCAACUCGGUUGUCAUGCUGGAAGCUAUGGAACGCAUCGGUGGCGACGACCGACAACAUCGAUAG